Ictidomys tridecemlineatus (thirteen-lined ground squirrel) is the source of this 1988-nucleotide messenger RNA. NCBI's taxonomy places the organism in Eukaryota, Metazoa, Chordata, Mammalia, Rodentia, Sciuridae. The record is from RefSeq and is a predicted model, not a curated record.
AUGGAUUCAGGAAAUGACACAAGAGUGAAAGAACUUAUCUUUCUGGGAAUUACUCAGUCCAGAGAGCUGAGCUGGGUCUUAUUCUUCUUCUUGCUCCUGGUGUACAUGACGACUCUGAUGGGCAAUCUCCUCAUCAUGGUUACAGUCACCUGGGAAUCUCACCUUCACACCCCCAUGUACUUCCUGCUCCGCAACCUCUCUGUUCUUGACAUCUGCUUUUCCUCCAUCACAGCUCCUAAGGCUCUGAUAGAUCUUCUGUCAGAGAGAAAGACCAUCUCCUUCAGUGGCUGUGUCACCCAGAUGUUCUUCUUCCACCUUCUAGGGGGAGCCGAUGUGUUCUCCCUCUCUGUCAUGGCGUUGCAACGUUAUCUUAAGCUUGGAAAAAUUCUUUUCCCUAUUCAUGCAUCUUCAAUUGCCUCAUCUUACAAUUGCUUUGGUCUGACAGUUCUGCAGUUCUUGGGGGGCUUCGUCCACUCCAUCGUGCAGAUCUCCCUCUUGCUCCCGCUGCCCUUCUGUGGACCCAAUGUUGUCGAUGGCUUCUACUGUGACGUCCCCCAGGUCCUCAAACUCGCCUGCACGGACACGUUCGCUCUUGAGGUCUUAAUGAUCUCCAACAAUGGCUUGAUCUCCACCCUGUGGUUUGUCUUCCUCCUUGUGUCCUACACAGUCAUCCUGACCAUGCUGAGGUCACACACUGGAGAGGGCAAGAGGAAAGCCAUCUCCACCUGCACCUCCCACAUCGCUGUGGUGACCCUGCACUUUGUGCCCUGCAUCUAUGUCUAUGCCCGACCCUUCACCGCCCUCCCCAUGGACAGAGCUGUCUCCGUCACCUUCACUGUCAUCAUCCCUGUCCUGAACCCCAUGAUCUACACCCUGAGGAACCAGGAGAUGAAGUCAGCCAUGAGGAGACUGAAGAGAAGACUCGGGCCUUCCGAAAAGCAAUAGAUGCUAUGAAUUCCAGAUUGGAAGAAUAAGAACUGAAAAAAAAUAUUUCCUUAUGACGCAAUAGAAAGUUCCCUUCAAUAUACCAUCUUGAGACCAAAUUUUAUCCUUGCUCUACAGCGGCGUCCUCUACUAAGUCUUCCCUGAGACAAUCACCUCUGUAAGUUUUUCUCUGGGUGAGACUGAUGGCAAAUUAGAGUUUCGCAUCUAUAAACUGUCAGCUCUUAAAGGAACUCAGAUGCUUACAUCAUCCAAACACCUCGUCUUCCAGGUGAGGGAAUAGAGUCUAAACAGAAAUCAUCUCUUGACUUUGGAGUUGUGGUAGCCUCGUGGGUUGCCUAGGAGAUAAUUAGUAAAAUGACUUCCAGGGACAGAAGUAAAAGUCUAUAAAACCCACCUACUUCUCCUUAGGUAGAAGUUGGUUUUCCAUCACUAAUCUUGGAGAAUUUGGUUUCAGUUUUUCUAAGGAAGCCUCUGAAUUUCCUUUGUAUAAGAUGAGGGAAGUUUCAUGUCCUAUCAAAGGUUUCCUAGUUAAUGAAUGGCAGAGGCAAGACUCUCAACUCUCGACUGAGUGUUCCUGCUGCCUCAGACAGGAUUUGUCAGAAUCUGAAACUACCUCACCUAUAAAAAUGUCUCCUCUGUGGUAGUAUCCUGAGAGGCACUUGUUGGUCCUUACUUCACAAAAGAGGACAUAUUGUAAGACUUGGGAUUCCUAGGAGAAUUUCAAUGUCAUUUUACUGUCCUUCAUUCCUGAGCAGACCCUCCAGGAAGAAAGGAAUCCUAUCCCACCUGCAUCUCUAGAACAUGCCUGGCUCACGCACAUGCCCAAGAAACAAAACCUUAAGAAGAAAAUCUACUUUCCGUCAUUCAGGGACUGAUCGGCGAAAGAUUACCAAUCUGCCCAUUCUCCUCAUUCUUUAUAGGAUUCUCUUUAGCACCACCUCUUUAAUAGAAGGAAGAAAUAUCAUUUGAUUCUAGUCAUUGUCCAAGAAACCUAUUUGUUAGGCGGAAAUUGGAAAUGAAUUAAAAUUUGGACUGGAUAUGUU